Clarias gariepinus (North African catfish) is the source of this 2022-nucleotide messenger RNA. RefSeq names its product E3 ubiquitin/ISG15 ligase TRIM25-like. Lineage: Eukaryota; Metazoa; Chordata; Actinopteri; Siluriformes; Clariidae. The transcript is spliced from 12 exons. Bases 79 to 1494 code for a protein of 471 amino acids. The record is from RefSeq and is a predicted model, not a curated record. Gene Ontology annotation, molecular function: zinc ion binding.
AGUAUUUUCUAUCUGAGAGUUUUUCAGAUAGUGACUGUGUGUGAGAGAGUUUGUUUUUCAAUAACAGUUUCCAGUAUAAUGGCAAAAAUAAAUAUUUUAGGGCUCCAGGAUCAGUUCAGCUGUUCAAUCUGUUUGGAUAUAAUUAAGGAUCCAGCAGCUCUUCUCUGUGGACACAGUUUCUGUAUGAAGUGUAUAAAUAGCUGCUGGGAUCAGGAGGAUCAGAAGGGAGUCUAUAGCUGUCCUCAGUGUAGACAAACCUUCACUCCAAGACCUGCUGUGAGUAAAAACACCAUGCUGGCUGAAGUAGUGGAAACUCUGAAGAAGGCAGGACUACAAUCUACACCUCCUGCUCAGUGUUCAGCUGGACCUGAAGAUGUGAAGUGUGAUUCCUGCACUGAAGGAAAAAACAAAGCCAUCAAGUCCUGUCUGGUGUGUCUGGCCUCUUUCUGUGAGACUCACCUCCAGCCUCACUAUAAAUCUCCUGCCUUUAAGAAGCACAAGCUGGUGGAAGUCUCCAGACGACUCCAGGAGCAGAUCUGCUCUCAGCAUGACAAACUGCUGGAGGUUUACUGUCGCACUGACCAGAAGUGUAUCUGCAUGUUGUGUAUGUUAGAUGAACAUAAAGGACACGAUACAGUAUCAGCUGCAGCAGGACGAGCUGAGAAACAGAAGCAGCUGUUGGAGAUUCAGGGAAAGUCCAAGCAGAUAAUACAGAAGAGAGAGAAGGAGCGUCAGGAGCUAAAGACGGCUGUGGAGACUCACAAGCACUCAGCACAAACAGCAGUGCAGGAAACUGAAAUGAUCUUUACUAAACUGAUCAAAUACUUUGAGGGAAGAUUAUCUGAGGCAACACAGCUGAUCAGCGCUCAGGAGAAAGCUGCUGUGAAUCGGGCUGAAGAAGUCAGCAAGAUACUGGAGAAGGAGAUUUUAGAGCUGAAGAAGAGGGAUGCUGAGAUGGAGGAGCUUUUAAACAUAGAUGAUCCCAUCUAUUACCUUCAGAGUUUUCGGUCUGUCACUACAGUUGGAACUUUCAACUUGCCCAUCUUCACAUUAAAUCCUGUCCUAACUUUUGAGGAUGUAAUGAAGUCUGUGUCUCAACUGGGAGAGAAACUAGAAGAGUUAUGUACAAGCGAGUUUGAGAAAAUCCCAAAAGGAGUGACUGAUGUGCAGAUCGUACCACCUCCUCUGCCCACUAUUCAGCCCUCACCUAUGAAACCUCCCACCACUGAACCCAUAAGGGGAAAAAAUUUAUUUUCCAUGCCAUUAGUUACCACCGAACCAGUGAGGGGGGGAGGGUAUACUUUUUCAUUAUCCAGACCACUUUCCACCCCUGAACCCAGAAGUGGAGGAAAUAUCUCUUCAUCGCCCACACCACUUCCCACCCCUGGAUACAAAUUCGGAGGAAACAUAUAUUCAUCAGCCAUGUCGGUUCCCACCCCUGACCCCAUAACAGGUGUUAAUACCUUUUACAAACCACUCUUUUACAACAACUAGUUCGCUGAGCAAGUUAUUUCCAGUGAGAUCGCAACCUUUAUUACAGCAGGAGUGAUGAAGGGCCUGGAAGAAACCUGCAGAACAUUAACUCAUGAGAUUCUGUGGCAGCACACACUCUACAGCACUCCUCAGUCACUCUUUUUUUUUUUGGGGGGGGCGUAAGCACAAGUUCUUUUCUCACAUGCGCAUAUUGUAAAGUCGGUUUAACCCUUUUGGGUAUAAAGAAGAAAAAGGAUGUUUACUUUAGAUUUGUUGAGAGAAAGUUUUGUUUGAUAUCUGGAGUGCUGUAAAAGUUUUUGAUAUGCAUGUUUCACUAAAAAAUUAAUAAAUAAAACAACUGUGAUCUGCUGUUUUUUUAUUUGUAUUUAUAUAGCUACUAUGCUUAUUUACAUUUGAUAUUAUUAAAAUGCAUAUAAUUUGCAUUAUAUAUAUAUGUCGCCCUCGGCUUGCUCACCAGGGACAAACUGACCAUUUUGAAUCAUUCACAUUCCAUACAAACUUAAAUAAUUCUUUUGAUUGUGUAAAGCU